GAGGGGCUCCGCAUCCGAUCGAGUCAACCACUCUUCCUCCAUACUACCAAGGCUAUCUUUCAUAUCUGUUUCGUAUUGUCUACACGGGCCAAGUGCUUGACUCUUUUGUGUUGGCGAUAGAGAUAAGACCAUGAAGGUAUUGCGGUUACAGUAACGGAAAGGCAUGGAGAGAACACGGGUUGCUAAGGUUGAUAAUGUGACCUUGGCGCGCCGUGGUGACCAGGUCAUUGGCAACCUUCACCUCACCCCUCACCACCUCAUCUUCUCCCACAUUCCCCGGGCAUCCGACACGACGGGCCAAGCCCCAGGACAAGCGCAAGGAACCCCCGUCAGACCACGAGAACUCUGGAUCACAUACCCGAUAAUAUCCCUGUGCACGCUACGUCCGACGCCCGCGGCCUCUCGUCAGCCGUCCUCGAUCCGUCUGCGGUGCCGCGAUUUCACCUUUGUUUGCUUCUACUUCGUCACCGAGAACAAGGCGCGCGAGGUAUACGAUACGAUCAAGCAGUGGACAUGUAGGGUCGGAAGGGUUGAUAAGCUGUAUGCGUUUGCUUAUCAGCCUCCUCUGCCGGAGAGGGAGUUUAACGGGUGGGAGUUAUAUGAUCCUAAGAAGGAAUGGGCAAGGCAGGGUGUGGAUGUAGAGGGGAAUGGGUGGCGCAUUUCGCAGAUAAAUGCGGAUUAUGGAUUCUCUCCAACCUAUCCUGCGCUUAUACCCGUGCCUACUGCUAUUUCGGAUAAUACGUUAAACUACGCAGGACGGUAUCGGUCGAGAGCGCGUGUGCCUAUACUGACGUAUCGACACCCGGUGAAUAACUGCUCGAUUACGAGGAGUUCGCAGCCGUUGGUUGGUGUGCGGCAGAACCGGAGUAUCCAGGAUGAGAAGUUAUUAGCGACUAUCUUUUCAACGUCGCGUACAGAGAGACCAUUGGCAAAUGUGCAAACACCUAAUUUGGAAUCAGAAUUUUCGAGCUUGAGCCAAGGCGAUGGGUUCGCUGGUCAGUCUGAUUCUGACUCUACGAAUGCCGAAGAACUCGAGGAUGAAAUGCUAGCAUCUCUUCGCGGGGAUCCAGAGGAGGGACGCCAGGUUUAUGGCGCUCAGCAGCAGAACCUGAUCGUUGAUGCUCGGCCGACGGUUAAUGCUUUUGCAAUGCAGGCUGUUGGUCUGGGUUCGGAGAACAUGGACAACUAUAAAUUCGCAGCCAAGGCGUACCUGGGAAUCGAUAACAUCCACGUCAUGCGAGAUUCGCUGAAUAAAGUGAUCGAUGCGCUGAAAGACUCAGACAUCGCCCCGUUGGGUCCUAAUAGAGACCUGCUUGUUCGGAGUGGAUGGUUGAAGCAUAUUGCCGGAAUUCUGGAUGGUGCUGGCUUGAUUGCUCGUCAGGUUGGUCUUAACCAUUCUCAUGUCCUGAUUCAUUGUUCGGAUGGCUGGGAUCGUACGAGCCAACUUAGUGCAUUGAGUCAAUUGUGUCUUGAUCCCUACUAUCGAACGCUGGAAGGAUUCAUGGUACUCGUCGAGAAAGACUGGCUCUCAUUUGGUCACAUGUUCCGUCAUCGCUCCGGUCUUUUGAACAGCGAGAAAUGGUUCCAGAUCGAGAACGAGAGGAUCGGAGGUGAUCCCAACCGAGAGGGUAGCGGUGCAGGAAAAGCCCUCGAGAACGCAUUUUUGAGUGCCAAGGGUUUCUUCAACCGGGAUAACACCAGCCGCGACUCCCUUCCCGAUUCCGAUGGCGAUACCCCAGCCAAUGAAUGCGAGACUCCUGGAAAGAGAGCCGGCUCUGUACCUCGAACCCCCAUGUCCGAGAAGGAGGUCACCAAGGUGAAGGAAACCAGUCCCGUGUUCCACCAGUUCCUCGACGCAACAUACCAACUGCUUCACCAAUACCCUACACGAUUCGAAUUCAACGAACGCUUUCUACGACGGUUACUUUACCACCUUUACUCCUGCCAAUUCGGCACAUUCCUUUUCAACAGCGAAAAGGAGCGCAUCGAGACAGGCGCUAAAGAACGAACACGCAGCGUCUGGGACUACUUCCUCGCCAGACGAGAACAAUUCCUCAACGCUCAGUACGAGCCCACCAUCGAUGACAACAAGCGCGGUAAGGAACGCCUGCUCUUCCCGCGUCUCAACGAAGUCCGUUGGUGGAACGAGGUGUUUGGUCGAGCUGACGCCGAGAUGAACGGACCUCGUCCGUCUGGUCCUGUCGUUGUCCCAGCUGCAGUCCAGGAGAGCAUUACACCACCUGCUCCUGGGUCGGGAACUCCUGUUGUUACGGGUAUUGAGACAGCCCACUCUUCCGUGGGCAGCGGUGUAUCUGGCCAGGGGACGCAGAAUGCAGCAUCGGCUGGGAUGGCAGCCGUGUCGGCGGGUAUUUCGAACUUGGCUUUUACGCCGAAGAAUAAAGAUAAUGAACAAGGGAGUGGGAAAAUGACGGAGAUGGAGGUAGAGAUGCAGUAGGGAUAUACGGAUUAUUUUGGAUGCAUGUAUAACGAAUGUAAACUUGCGAAUUGUUGAUAUGGAAGGUCUACGUGAUUAGUAAUAUUAAUGCCUGAUACGCCAGGCAUAUAUAGCCGACCAAAAACGGAAAAGCGCCCGCUCAUACAAGCGAGGGUUAACCCUCUCCGUCCCAAACAGGCAAUUCCAAAC
This is a messenger RNA of Aspergillus ruber CBS 135680, 2644 nucleotides long. Its product is annotated as phosphatidylinositol-3-phosphatase YMR1. Lineage: Eukaryota; Fungi; Ascomycota; Eurotiomycetes; Eurotiales; Aspergillaceae. Gene Ontology annotation, biological process: dephosphorylation. Bases 164 to 2455 code for a protein of 763 amino acids. Gene Ontology annotation, molecular function: phosphatase activity. The record is from RefSeq and is a predicted model, not a curated record. The transcript is spliced from 3 exons.